Messenger RNA from Spinacia oleracea (spinach), 1041 nucleotides. Its product is annotated as kunitz trypsin inhibitor 5-like. The coding region runs from base 88 to 714 and encodes 208 amino acids. Lineage: Eukaryota; Viridiplantae; Streptophyta; Magnoliopsida; Caryophyllales; Amaranthaceae. The transcript has a single exon. Gene Ontology annotation, molecular function: endopeptidase inhibitor activity. The record is from RefSeq and is a predicted model, not a curated record.
CUCAACUCGUUUUAUAUACACCUCCUAAACUACUUCCGUUUCUUCAUCCCCUAGCCUAUCAUAUCUCAGCUUAAAAAGUCAACGAAAAUGACUAAUUUUAUCCUCUCAGCAGCCACCUUUCUCUUCUUCCUCCUUUCCUCUCCUCCAUCCACCACCGCGGCCGCAAAAAUAACCCCGGUCUUCGAUAUCAACGGCCGCCCUCUCCAAACCGGCUCCACCUACUACAUCCUUCCCGUGAUCCGAGGCCGAGGCGGGGGCCUUACAAUGACACCCAUAAACACCACACAAUCAUGCCCACUCUACGUAGCCCAAGAAAACCACGAAGUCUCAAACGGCCUACCUCUUAAAAUCUACCCGGUCAACCCAAAUGAGAAAAGAGUCCCUUUAGGGGGUGACGUCAACAUCGUCUUCGAUGCCGCCUCCAUCUGCGUACAAUCCACCGGAUGGAUGCUGGCCUUCGACGAGGCCACCGGAAAACAACACGUGGCGACUGGAGGAACAAUCGGAAACCCGGGUGUCGAUACCUUGAGUAACUGGUUCCGGAUUGAGAAGGCUGGGAGUGGGAUGUAUGAUUAUAAGGUGUCGUUUUGCCCAGGUGUUUGUAUCUUUUGUACGGUCAUGUGUGGGGAUGUUGGUGUUUUUAUUGGGGAAGAUGGCACUAGGUUUCUUGGUCUUACCGAUCGUCCUCUUUUGGUUAAGUUCAAGAAAGCUUAAAGAUUUUGACAAUUAAUACUAUCAUCCUUCUCCGGUUCUCCUUCCGGUUAACUUUAAUGGUUACACUUUAACAUUUACGCUAUUUAUAGACUCUAUGUAUUACAAAAAUACGGAAUAUGUUUAUCUUUAAUGAUUUGUCUCAAUAUGAUAUCAACUUUAUGUAAGCAUGAAAGUCAAACUUGCAUGUUGCAAGCUAAGUAAAAAAAGUUUAAACUUGCAUGUUGCAUGUUGCAAGUCUUAACUUCAAUUCUCAAGUCAAGGUUUAUUGUUUACUUUUGGAAUUCAUCCAUUAUGAUAAAAUUAAUACAUUUAUUUGCUUAAAUUGAA